CGGCGGUGGAUCCCGAGCCUGGUCCGGCCCGGCCUUCCCAGCGCGCUCGGCCCGGCCCGCGCAGGCGGCGAGUCCCCCGAGCCCCGGGCCCGGACCCCUCGCGCCGGUCCCUGCCCCGCGCGGCCUCGGAGCGCGCGCGGCCCCGCCCCGUCCCAGCCUCGGCCCGCCGGGCCCGCAGUGUGAGAGCGCCUGCUCGCUGUGCCCCCGGGUUAUGACGACCCCCAAUAAAGGAAACAAGGCCUUGAAGGUGAAGCGGGAGCCGGGUGAGAAUGGCACCAGCCUGACGGAUGAGGAGCUGGUGACCAUGUCGGUGCGGGAGCUGAACCAGCACCUGCGUGGCCUGUCCAAGGAGGAGAUCGUCCAGCUGAAGCAGCGCCGGCGCACGCUCAAGAACCGCGGCUACGCUGCCAGCUGCCGCGUGAAGCGGGUGACGCAGAAGGAGGAGCUGGAGAAGCAGAAGGCGGAGCUGCAGCAGGAGGUGGAGAAGCUGGCCUCAGAGAACGCCAGCAUGAAGCUGGAGCUCGACGCACUGCGCUCCAAGUACGAGGCGCUGCAAACCUUCGCCCGGACGGUGGCCCGCAGCCCCGUGGCGCCCGCCCGGGGCCCCCUUGCCGCCGGCCUGGGGCCCCUCGUCCCAGGCAAGGUGGCCGCCACCAGCGUCAUCACAAUAGUAAAGUCCAAGACGGAUGCCCGAUCGUAGGGACGCGCGUCUACCCAGGCGGGUCUUUGCGGGGCCACUAGGCACAUGGCGAAUUCGGCUGCCCUGUCCCUCUGUUUCCUUCUCUUCUCUUUCCUCCCUCUCUUCCCCGCCCUUCUCUCUUCCCUGCAAAGCACAACCUGUACCCCAGGGGCGCCGGGCUGAGCCCCUUUGAUCUCGUCAUUGUCGUCGUGUGUUUUGUAUGUUGGGAUUGGUCAGUUCGGCGGUGACGUGGGGUCGCGCCAACCCCUUUUGUACCAGGGCCAUGCAGUCUUGGAGUCCAGAGUUGGUGCUGUGGGAAUGGACUUGAGAGAGUUGCGGGAGAGAGAAGGAGAAGGCACGCUGGGCCUCACAUGUCCCCGAGCAGUGAGGGUUCCAGUGUGCCCUCCACUCCCGAGUGGCCACAGGCUUGUGGGCUGGGAAGGAUUCACUCUCUUUAGCCCCAGGAGGGCAGCUCAGCUUAGCCCAGCACAAAGAGAUGGGCUCUGCUCUGAGAGUAGGGCUGCCUUGAAGGCCCUGAUGGGUGGACCACCAGCCUGGGCACAGUGGUGCUGGGGGCGUGCAGUUGGGGCCAAGGGCUGUGCGCUCAGGCCUGACCCGUUGCACUGAACAAGACCAAAUCGCUGGCUGUGCACUUACGUGAGGGUGAGUCCAGUGUGCCCUGCGAUGGGUCCCGUGUCACUGUUUACAUGACCUAUUUGUGUGGUUAUAUAGCCCUUUAUUUAAAAGAGAGAAGUUCCUUUUACAAAGUUAUUAAAUUAAUUAUAUGUUUAAAAAUUAAAGAAAAAAAGAGCUGCAGAGUAUUUAUAAAACUGUCUUUUAGAAAAAAAAAAAACAAGCAAGAAGACCAUUUGACCAUAUAAAUGGAAAAGGGAAGAAAGUAUAAUAGAAACUUUGCUAGUUAAAAAAAAAAGAAAAAAAAAAAAUCCCUUUCUUGUAAACUUACGGACAACUCUUUGUGGCUGUUGGAGUUUAGUUUUUAUAUACACAGAGUUAUCAGACAUUAUUUAUAAAACUUAGUUUAAAAAAAGACAAAAAAAAAAAGCCAAGCCGUGAGCCGACCAGAAGGCCGUCCUCUUUGAUAUCUUUUGCAAUUGUACCGAAAGUGACUUACUCCUCUGCCCUUCCUGCUUCCGUCUCUUGCCGGUGCCGUGGUGUCGUCCGUGCCUGGUGAGGUUUUGUGCAGCGGUAAAGUGCUGGUGCUUCUGGUGACCUUCGACCUGUGGGUGUCACUUCUUGUGUCAGUUUUCCUGUGUUCGUUUUUUGGGUUUCGUUGUGCUUUUGCUUCUGCUGGCUUGCCGGACCUGGGCUGGGGUGCCAGGUGGCACCUGCUGCGUCAGAGCUCAACGAGUCUGUGCCCUCCACCUGCUCCUGGUCCCUAGGAGGUGAGACGUGGGGUUCUGUCACACUCCCCCCCGACUGAGCCUUGGCUACAUCUGUGUCUAGGGCUUGGGCUGAUCUGGUGGCCGGGUAGCUGAAACUGGGGGCCCCUUGGGGCCCCCCCACACUGCUCUACACCCACCACCUCUGGCCUUGGGUGGUGGUGGUGCAGGGACCAAGGAGUCACUGUGGGUGGCCACAGGGCUGUGGCCAAGCGUUCCCUGGCUGUCUUCCUCAGGCCUCAGUUUUGUUCCGAUAGGCUUCAUGUAGGGCCUCAGCCGGGGAACCCCUGGGGCCCGCACCGUGGGCUGCAGGUUUCGCCGCCUACUUGAUCCCUGAGGUCUUUCCAUGCUGCGGGUGGUGCUUCCAGGCAGAGUGGUUGGGGGCCCACCGGGCAACCCUUUCUUCCUUGUCCCUGCCUCACUCAGAGUCUUGGGAGCGUCCACCAGUGCAGACAAGGGCUACAGUCUCCAGGGCCGGUCUUGUCCCUCUUCUCCGCUGGUCCACGCUGGCAGCUCUUGGCUUUGGGCCUGCCUUCUGCCUCCCUUUGGGAUCUGUCUUCCAGGGAUCAGCUGCUUGGCUUCUGCUGGAGGUGCCUCCCUCUGGGGGCCCAACCUGCCUCCUGCUCCCAGUUCCUCACCAGAGGCUGCUGCCCUUCCUGGCUGGGCUCAGGAGGCUCCUUAUAGGCAUAUGACGGGGAAGGGUUGCCCCCACCCACCUCCAAGAGGCUGCAGCCCCGUGUCUGGCCAUGUGAGCCUUGGCCUUUCACCAGGGCUGCUGGUUUCUUCUCUGUGGGGCCCAGACUGCUGUAAAGCACACAAAUGGGGGCUGGUAAGAUGAAAAACUGGCCUGGCGGGGCUUAACCCUGUGGGUGGUGGGAUUUUGAUCUAAGAGUUUGGCCUGGUGUGCCCAUGAGAUGGGAACAGGGAUGUACCAUCAACCCUUGUCAUCUUCAUGAGCUUUUCUUUGCUUUGAGCAUUCAGAGACAAGUCCUGUUGCUACCUGGGUCAGCCUGAAAAUGGAAAUUCUGGCUGUUGAUUCAUGUCAUUUAGUGACUUCAUCCCCCUCCCCUCAGUCUGAUCUUGUCUAAGUAGAAUCCAGGCGUUAGUUGGAAUCAUAAGUAUCCAUAAAGAAAACGUCAUGCUCUGCCUUGGAGCAGGGAUAAACAGGCGCUCCCUGUCCUUGUGCGGCCCCCACUUUUGUCCUGGCUGCGGGUGGCCCUCCAUUUUGAGCACCUCUGCCAGGCUGCAGACCUGGAGGCAAAGGGAGUGCGGAAGAGGAGGGUGUAAGGGUCGGCGCGUGUGAAUGGGAGGUGCAGGUGCUGAGUGGGAGGUGCAGGUGCUGAAUGGGAGGUGCAGGUGCUGAGUGGGAGGUGCAGGUCCUCGGUGCGUUGGCAGAAGAGGCUUCUGGAGUUUCGAGGCCAUACCUCCUUUCAAGAGCUUUGGAUUUGGAGCGACUUCCCUGGGUCUAGGGGAGUGUUCCUGUCCCCUGUCAGGCCACCCCUGUGGAGCCACUCUGCCCCUCUUCCCCUUCCCCUGGAUUUCCUGACGUAGAUGCUGUGUUCAUGUGCAGAUGUGAAUGUGCUGUCCUUCUGAUCUCUGUUAAUCCCGCUUUCCUACUGAGAGGGUGGUGGUCUCUUCUCACCUCAGUUUUUCUGACACAGCGAAUCGAGGGCUUUGGCCAAGGCCAGGUCUCUCAAACUUGUCCGCCAAGUAAACCGUGAUAUAUGUCUUCCCUUCCACCUUGACUUUGCCCCAACUCCUCCUUUAUCCUAACAUGGACACUCAGAUUUCAGAGGACUACCCAGCAGGGACAAGUCACCUCUCACCUGGAGAGUGAGGCCCCUGGCUGCUGCUCUGGGUGGCGCUGGUGUUGCUGGGGCUUCAGCUCUUGGUGCACGUUUCAGAUAAGCAUGCACACUUCUGACCGGUGGUCAGGGCCCGGCCCACGGCUCUGAGCGGCUGCAGCCUGCUUUGGGACGAUGGUCAGGUCCCAUGUUGUCCCUGCUGCCUCCCUCUGGAGUGGCCACUUGGCCAAAGCUCCCAUCCACAUCUGGAAAGUCUGAGCUGCGGCCUGCUGCACCGUUUCCGCUCUGGGAUCUUGUGAGUUACUUUUUUAGGCUGUGGUUUGGUGAAAGGAACCAACACAUUAACGAUUUUUCCCCCCAGAAGCCACUGAAUAAUUCUUUUUGGUGUAUUUUUGCCUUCCUGUUGGCUGUCUGGCCUUGGAGCAGGUCGGGAGAGUGAAGUACAUAAUCAGUGCCACACAGAGGCAGGGCAUGUCUGAGACUGAUGCCUGUCCUGCCUCUGGCCUGUGUCCUGGGUGUGUGCCGUACCUGCUGGGCCAGUCCCACACAUUUCCACCCUGCCCCUGGAGCAGCAGCUUUGAUACCAUGGGUGUCCCUUGAGUCUGAGCUAGAGUGUGUCCCUGAUAAACUGUGAGACCUCCCUGUUCUUGGUGACCCCAGUUGGGCUUUGACCCCUCCAGCAACCUUGUGUCCCAUCCCUGCCCUUCCUCCCACCCCCUCAAUCUGCUAGUCCCUGAAGCCUUUAACCAAACGGGAGUGGGCACAGAAAGCCUUCUCCUGGCAACAGGACAAGGGCUGCCCGCGUGUCCAGCCCUGUUGCUCUCCUGGCACUGAGAGGUGGAUCCAAGCAGAGUUGAUCAGUCCCCCUGCCAGCCCUGCCUAGGUCUAGCCAGGGGAGGUUGUGUGUGUGUGGGAGAAGACCCCGGGAUGUGCUGGGGUGGGAUGGAGGUUAUUAAAGAUCUAAGUGAGGAGGGGCUGGGGUUUGGAUGCGGGGUGAGGCCCGAGCGCUCACACUUCGUGUAGGGCUGGCAGGGGCCUGACCUCGGGCAGGGCAGUGGCCUUGGUGCCCCACCCCUGCCCUGCGCAGUAUUUAUUGCUAAAUUAUUGUCCAGGAGGGGCAGCACUGGGCCUGGCCCCCCGGGUAUUUAUUGCUGUACAUAGUGUAUGUUUGUGAUAUAUAAGGUUUUCUUUAUUUUGUAUAUGAUCAAUAAACCUUUUAAAGAGA
Messenger RNA from Macaca mulatta (Rhesus monkey), 5109 nucleotides. RefSeq names its product MAF bZIP transcription factor G (gene MAFG). Gene Ontology annotation, molecular function: DNA-binding transcription factor activity, RNA polymerase II-specific; RNA polymerase II cis-regulatory region sequence-specific DNA binding. The record is from RefSeq and is a predicted model, not a curated record. Gene Ontology annotation, cellular component: nucleus. Gene Ontology annotation, biological process: regulation of epidermal cell differentiation; regulation of transcription by RNA polymerase II. NCBI's taxonomy places the organism in Eukaryota, Metazoa, Chordata, Mammalia, Primates, Cercopithecidae.